UGUGCAACAUGCAUUUGGGACCUUGGCACUAUAAAUAAACAAAUGUAUGUGUGAUCGACAUAAUAAUAAUAACAUAAGUAAAAUGGGUAAUCCUUUCGUGAGAAGCGGGUUGAGCUUCUCCCCCAUGUUUCCAACCCACAUUCUCCCGCCGCUUAAACCCUUGCACGAAACAGUCCUCACUAGAAUUCCGAUUGGAUUUCCGAAGCCCCGGCCGACGCUUCCGCCGCACUCCUCCUCGUCCUCCUCAAACUUUGAUAUCAUUUCCACAAGCGAGUCGGGAGAUGGUAGCUUUCUCUUCCGCUUUGGGGACAAGAGCGAGAAAUCUGUUGCCACUGAAACAGAGAUUGAUGCUGGUAGUCAUCUGGAGGAUCCUGUGCAAGAUUCAGAAUUGAGCCAAACAUUGUUGGGAAGCACAGGAAGUGGAGCUGGUGGCGGUGGUGGCGGUGCAGGUGCCGAGGAGAAUGUUAUUGAUGCCGUUUCAGUGACGAGCACCGACAAUUCGACUCACGGUGGUGUAGGUGAAGAAGCCACAACCACAGCAGAUGAAAAUCAGGUCAGCAAUGAAACUCAUGCUUAUCCAGCAAUUGGCGACGCCACGGAGGCCGAGAAUGCUGUUAAUGUGGUUGCAGUGACGAGCACUGGCAAUGCGACUGCUGGUGGUGGUGGUGAAGAAACCACAAUUAGAACUACAACCGCAACCACAGCAGAUCAAACUCAAGUCAGCAAUGAAAUCCAUUCUUUUGAAGCAAGUGGCUGUGACGGAGCCGCAAAGGCCGAGGAGAAUGCUGUUGAUGCGGUUUCAGUGACGAGCACGGAAGAUGCAACUGGCGGCAGUGGUGGUGAACAAACCACAACCGCAAGCACAACCACAGCAGAUGAGACUCAAGUCUCCUUCGUGUUAGCCGAGAAUGCCCCUUCCACAAAUUCAGAAGAUGAAUUCACAGAGGGCGAAGCACAUAGAAGUGACGUUUCAGAAGUAUCAACUUCUAAGAUAGUGGAAUUCCAUGCAGUUGAAGGCGCUUCUGAUGGGGAGGACGUUUCUGCAGCUGUUCUUCAACUAUCUUCUGGUGCUGCUUUAUUACCCCAUCCCUCAAAGGCAUUGACAGGUGGGGAGGAUGCUUACUUUGUUGCUGCCCAAAACUGGUUAGGUGUGGCUGAUGGAGUGGGUCAGUGGUCACUAGAAGGGGUUAAUCCUGGACUAUAUGCUCGUGAACUCAUGGAGAAUUGUGAAAGGUUCAUAUCCGAUUGUAAAGGUUUACCAUUGACUGAACCAGCAGAAGUCCUUAUUAGAGGCUCAUCAAAUACAAAAUCUCCUGGAUCAUCCACGGUUUUGGUCGCUUAUUUUGAUGGUCAGGCUCUCCAUGUGGCCAACAUUGGAAACUCGGGAUUCAUCAUAAUUAGAAAUGGUGCUGUCUUUAAAAAAUCGUCACCAAUGGUUCACGCGUUCAAUUUUCCAGUACGGAUUGAAAGAGGUGAUGAUCCCUCAGAACUUAUAGAGAAAUACCGAAUUGAUUUGGAUGAGGGCGAUGUGGUUGUCACUGCAACAGAUGGCCUCUUCAACAACUUAUAUGAGCAAGAGAUCACCUCAAUUGUGUUGAAGUCACUGCAAACCGGGUUGGAACUACAGGACAUAGCAGAGGUCUUGGCCACUAGUGCACAAGAGUUGGGGCGAUCUAAAUCUACAAGGAGCCCAUUUGCUGAUGCAGCCAAGGCAUCUGGGUAUGCCGGACAUAGUGGCGGCAAGCUUGAUGAUGUGGUCGUUAUCCUGUCACGUGUAGAAAAGAAACGCAUCGGUACUUUACGAUUCUUGAGUUUUCACAGAAACACAAGAAAAAAUGGGAGGAGCAGGGAGGGUUUGGAUCAGUACUGUGGUGGUGGUGGUGAUGGCGGUGCUAGGGUGUGGACUCGGGGACUCUGCGUCGCCGUCGCAGCACGCGGCGCCGGCCCCGUCGGUGGACUGCAUUAGCCUGAUCUCGACCAUGGCAGACUGCUUGCCGUUUGUGUCGAACGGGAGCACCGACACCAAGCCAGCAGAGACUUGCUGCAAUGGCCUCAAGACUGUGCUCGAAGCCGACGCUUCCUGUCUCUGUGUGGCC
Molecule: messenger RNA, 2096 nt
Organism: Pyrus x bretschneideri (Chinese white pear)
Lineage: Eukaryota; Viridiplantae; Streptophyta; Magnoliopsida; Rosales; Rosaceae
Product: probable protein phosphatase 2C 71
Exons: 10
Coding region: 47-1966 (639 amino acids)
Source: RefSeq, a predicted model, not a curated record